Molecule: messenger RNA, 1158 nt
Organism: Dovyalis caffra
Lineage: Eukaryota; Viridiplantae; Streptophyta; Magnoliopsida; Malpighiales; Salicaceae
Source: the annotation of a GenBank genome assembly
AUGGCCUUCUUAUCUUUCACUCUCGCCCUAUCUCACUCUUUCUUACACCGCCACGUAUACAAAUCCUCCACCCCCACCACCACCACCCAACUCUCUCGUCCUCCUCACUGGCUCUCUCCCGAUCCUUUAGUACUUCCUCCUAUCCGCAUUCGUCUCCGCCGACGUCUCGUUUCCUUUCCUCCUUGCAUUCCUCGCUCCUCCCUUACUUCCGCCACCGCACCUCUACUUCAAGACGCAGGUGCCACGGCUGCCGUACUAGCCGGUGCUUACAGUCUCGUUCUCACUUUUGAUUCACUCACUCAGCGAAACCUCAUUCAACAGAGUUUGAGCAGAAAAUUAGUUCAUGUACUUUCAGGCUUGCUUUUUGCUGCUUGUUGGCCAAUUUUCAGCAACUCAACACGGGCUCGCUACUUUGCUUCUGUGGUACCUUUUGUGAAUUGCUUAAGGCUUGUUAUAAAUGGCUUCUUCGCUGCUGAUGAAGGGCUCAUUAAAUCUGUUACGCGAGAAGGAAAUCCAAAGGAGUUGCUAAGAGGACCUUUGUAUUAUGUUUUGAUAUUGAUCUUGUGUGCUCUUGUGUUUUGGCGCGAGUCUCCAACUGGGGUUAUCUCCUUGGCUAUGAUGUGUGGUGGGGAUGGUGUGGCUGAUAUCAUUGGUAGAAGAUUUGGGUCAAUGAAACUUCCUUAUAAUCAAAACAAGAGCUGGGCUGGUAGCAUAUCGAUGUUCAUCUGUGGAUUCUUGAUUUCUAUUGGGAUGCUGUACUACUAUUCAGCUCUUGGAUAUUUCCGGUUGGAUUGGAUAUGGACAAUUCGUAGAGUUGCCGUAGUGGCUUUAGUGGCAACUGUUGUGGAGUCCCUGCCAACUGCAGAGGUAGUAGAUGACAACAUAUCUGUUCCUUUAAGUCUUUUACAAUAUAGGUUGUGGGAAAAUAUGAACUCUGAAUCUAGUUUAGGAACAAGAGUAAGGUGCUUCAGGUAUUCUGUUCUUGAUUUCUUGCUUGCUACAUUUGAGGAGGGUGAUGCUAGAAUAUAUGUCUCAGAUUUUCUAACGUUUGAUAAGAAUAAUAUUAAUUUUUGGAAGGCUAGGAACUAUGAGGAGGAUAAAGGGGUGGUUGAUUUAAGAGAAUUGAAGGAGAGAUUUCUGGUUCAAGGAAAGAGAUGA